Ahaetulla prasina is the source of this 8865-nucleotide messenger RNA. RefSeq names its product GRAM domain containing 2B (gene GRAMD2B). The coding region runs from base 199 to 1473 and encodes 424 amino acids. The transcript is spliced from 14 exons. The record is from RefSeq and is a predicted model, not a curated record. NCBI's taxonomy places the organism in Eukaryota, Metazoa, Chordata, Lepidosauria, Squamata, Colubridae.
UAAGGGACUAAGGGGGGGAAAAAAAACCGCGCUCGGUCUAGUUUUGUGCUUUGAGCUUGCGAAGUAGUGUAAUGUGAUAGGAAGGAGGAAACGCUAGCAAUGCUCGGAGGGACUCCUAUUUGAAUAUUAUCAGCAGGGAGAAGGAGGGGGAGAAGAGCCAGAGGAGACGACAGAUCACAGGCGAACUUCUGCUUCUCGAUGGUGCUCAUGACUGAUCUUCAGGCUGACGGGGACGAACUAAAGCCAGUCAGAGCGGCCAGUAAAAAGGAAAAGGCGAUUUUAAUCCAUUCAGAAAAUGAAAAUGGAACAGAAGAAAAGAAGAAAUCAGGAAAACCAGGCUUUGGGGUGCCACAAAUAUUUAAUGAAGCUGAUUGUUUUGAAGACCAGAAAAAAGUUGCAAUCGCACGGUCGAAGACAAUUGUGGAUAAUAGUUUCUUGAUGUUAGAUGGCAAGAGUGACUCAAAGGCUGAAAGGAAGAAGCAUACCUCAAACCAGUUUAAGGCAAAUGCUCAUUUUCACAAGCUGUUUCUGGAUGUCCCAAUUGAUGAACCCUUGAGACAAAAUUUCACCUGUGCCUUACAGAAAGAAAUUAUGUACCAAGGGAAGCUAUAUGUAACAAAGAACUGGAUUUGCUUCCAUUCCAAAGUCUUUGGCAAAGAUAUCAAGAUUACUAUACCUGUGUUAUCUGUAACACUAAUAAAGAAGACUAAAACUGCCCUUUUAGUGCCAAAUGCUCUCAUUAUAACUACAGUCUCGGAUAGGUACAUGUUCGUCUCUUUUCUGUCCAGAGACACUGUUUACAAACUGUUAAAAUCUGUUUGCAGUCAUCUAGAGGAUGCGAGUGUUGGCAACAGUCCUAAUCCUUCUCCCCUAGAAAGUAGUUUCAGAGCUGAUCGUCCUACAACAUUACCUCUGGAUUUCAAUCAUGAUUUCUCUGAACUGGAUGGCAUCAUACAGAGACGUAGACAGGAGAUGGAAGAAUCCAGCAGCACUGGUUCUCAAAGCCCAGAAUUGGAACACUUUCAAGAUUACCUUGAGACUGAUAAGCAGUCUCAUUUCAAGAGUUCCAAGACAGACACGAAAGAUGUCUAUAAAGAUGUACAGUCUAAAUGUAGGCAUGAUGAUCAAAUCAGGAAUGUUUCAGUUUCUUCAGGAAUCCUCGGAUCUUUCGAGAGAAUGAAUUUUCAAUUAUUUUUGUCGGUGACUCACGUACUCAUUGUUUAUGCAAUUCUUGUUUUUAUCCUCAUUUGUUCCACAUUCUAUAUGCGAUAUAAAGUUCAUCGUUUGGAAGAGCAACUUGUAUCCAUGGCUUCUACUGUGGAUCCACAUAUGAAUGAACAUCCAGUACAAGGUGGUUUGGGAUAUCACCAAAAAUUUAAUGUUGACGAUCUGUAUGCAGAGCUAACAGCUAAUCUUAUUAAACUGGAAAAGAUACAAAGCAAUUUACAGAAGCUACUUGAAGACAAUAAGUGAGCUGCCUGUUGCCUUUCGAUUACUUCAUUCGCACCUCAUUUUUUCUCUAGAUAAGCAACUCCGAAGAUGAUAUCAGGCUUAGCCAAUCAAGUAUGUGUACUUGAGCUCAGUUUAUAUUCAAAACUCUUGUGCAAUAGCACCUGUUUUCUCAGAGGACAAUCCAUUUCUUUGUCUACACAGUAUAUGAUGAAUAACUGAGAGGAUCCAUCUCAGGCCUUAUUAUUAUGAUCCUGACUAGCUCAAGUUUGACUCAACCUUCUAUCUUUGUGAGGUCCGUAAAAUGAGGACCCAGAUUGUUGGGGGCAAUAUGCUGACUGUAAACCGCUUAGAGAGGGCUGUAAAUCACUAUGAAGCGGUAUAUAAAUCUAAGUUCUACAUUUAGGCAGAAAUGUAGAAGAAAAACAAAAUGCAAAGGUACAGUAUAUGUGGUACCUCGCUCAAUAGUAGUAACUGUGAGCGGGAUCUUGGAGUCCUAGUGGACAAUCACUUAAAUAUGAUCCAGCAGUGUACUGCAGCUGCCAAAAAAGCCAACACAGUUCUAGGCUGCAUAAACAGAGGAAUAGAAUCAAGAUCACAUGAAGUGUUAAUACCACUUUAUAAUGCCUUGGUAAGGCCACACUUGGAAUACCACAUCCAGUUUUGGUCGCCACAAUGUAAAAAAGAUGUGGAGACUCUAGAAAGAGUGCAGAGAAGAGCAACAAAGAUGAUUAGGGGACUGGAGGCUAAAACAUGAAGAAUGGUUGCAGGAACUGGAUAUGUCUAGUUUAGUGGAAAGAAGGACUAGGGGAGACAUGAUAGCAGUGCUCCAAUAUCUCAGGGGCUGCCACAAAGAACAGGGAGUCAAGCUAUUCUCCAAAGCACCUGAGGGCAGGACAAGAAGUAAUGGGUGGAAACGAAUCAAGGAGAGAAGCAACUUAGAAGUAAGGAGAAAUUUUCUGACAGAACAAUUAAUCAGUGGAACAACUUGCCUGCAGAAUAGAAUAGAAUAGAAUAGAAUUUUAUUGGCCAAGUGUGAUUGGACACACAAGGAAUUUGUCUUGGUGCAUAUGCUCUCAGUGUAUGCUGAGUUGCGAAUGCUCCAACACUGGAAGUUUUUAAGAAGAUAUUGGAUAACCAUUUGUCUGAAGUGGUGUAGGGUUUCCUGCCUAAGCAGUGGCUUGGACUAGAAGACCUCCAAGGUCCCUUCCAACUCUGUUAUUCUAUUCUAUUCUAUUCUAUUCUAUUCUAUUCUAUUUUAUAAGUGCUACUGCUAUUGCUAUUAUAUUGCUUAAACGUACCAUAAAUCCAUUCUGUUCUACUGUAUUUUAGGCAACUAAUAUGAUCAUAUACAAUUUGCUGUGCAACUAUGUCUGGAAAAUUUUAUAGCUUGUAUAUGCUUAGAUUGGGAACAUUCUAGUUUCCUUCUUUUUUUUCCCCCUACCCAGACAAGAAGGAAAUUCUGAACAUAUUCAGAAUGGUAUUAGCUGGACUUUAUAAACUUAAUUUUGUGAAUAAGUUAGCAAUCUGAUUUGAUCAAGUUCUUUCUAGAAUGUUCCUACAGAGUUGCCAAAUAGAAUCUCUGCUGCAUGCUCAGCUGCAAUUAAGUAUAUGUCCCUGUUUUACACAGAAUCAGGAAUGCACACAUGUACACCUAUACCCACCAAAGCCCUCAUUGGCAAAGUUUUCUAUCAUGUCCAGGUACAAAUAAAGGAGCUCAGAGGACUUUUAUAAUCAAAGUUUGACAAUCCUAAUUUCAUCGAGUUGGCUCAGAUCAAGUUAGUAACAUGUUGAGUUAGGUGAAAUUAGUGUGUGUGUGUCUGUGUGUUUUUCAAUGAUUAUUGAUUCAGGUCAACUGCCUGGACUGUCCGUGCAGUUUUCUUGGCAAAGUUUCUGAAGUGGUUUGGCUUUGCCCCCUUCCUAGGAGAGAUUGUCCCAUGAUCUUCCAGCUGGCUUUGUGCCUAAGGUGGGACUAAAACUCAUGGUCUCCUGGCUUCUAGCCCAGUGCCUUAACAACUAUACCUAACUGCCUAUCUUUAGACCUUAUUUAGACCUUAUUUUAGAAUUACAUUGGUCUUAGUGGGUCAACUAAUACAGUCAUUUGUAUAAAUUUUAGCCCUAAUUUCUACUGGAGUUUAAAUAUGUCAGCAAUAUUUAAUCUAAUAAAUUGGCCAAUUUAGGUGGCCUGAAAUUGUGCAUUCCUAUACAAUUAUGCAAUUGAUACAAUGUUUUUAGAUAAAACAGCAUAGUCCUCUAUAAAACUAAAGUGGAAGUUCAGAUACUAAUAUAGACUUCAUUAUAGGAAUCUAUAUUAUUCCAACCCAACCAAUUGAUAAGCUUGUAGAUUUGACAUACUUUAGGUUAAAAGCCAAGGUUUGGAGCUUUUUACUUUAUUUUUCCUUUUAUUUUUGAUAUGCUGUAUAUCUUACUGUAUUUGGGUAUUGUAAUUAUUUUAUUUGUAUUAGAACUUUCAUUCAUUUUUAUAGAAAGAUGGCUAAUUCAUGAGUUCAGCAUCUCAAAACAAGUGAUAAUUACAAUAUUAGUCCGUAGCAUUUUAAUAUAAAGCCGUGAUUUAUCCAUUAGAAUAUAUGGUAUUCUAAUUCUGCUAUAUACUUGGUCCUCUAUUUAUGACCACAAUUGAGCCCAAGAUUUAUGUUGCUAAGCAAGACAUUUGUUAAGUGAGUUUGGCUCCAUUUAACAACCUUUCUUGCCAGUUAAGCAAACCAUUGCAGCUGUUAAGUUAGUAACACCGUUGUUAAGUGAAUCUGGCUUCCCUAUUGACCUUGCUUAUCAGAAGGUCACAAAAGGUGAUUACAUAUCCACAGGACAAUACAAUUGUCAUAAAUGUGAAUCAGUUGCCAAGAAUCCAAAUUUUGAUUACGUAACCAUGGAGAUCUUGCAACAGUUGUGCGAAAAACAGUCAUAAGUCACUUUUUUCAGUACCAUUGUAACUUUGAAUGGUCGCUAAAUGAACUAUUGCAAGUCGAUGACUGUAUAAGAGACGUAUCUUACCGUUGGUUUGACUCAAAUGAGUUAGAUCACAUUAAUGCUAUUUAAAAUAUUCUACAUCUGUAAAUAAUGAACAUUCUGUUUAUAUAGCAGAGAUGUUAAUUGUGUCAUUUCUAUGAAAUGUAAUUUAUAUAUUUAAAAUAAACUAUUUCUGAAUGUACAGUGAAUUCAUUUUUGUUUAAAUGCAUCUCGAUCAGAGGUCAGUUCUGUAUAGUAGGAUUCAAAGGGAUAGUUUCAAUACAGCAGUGGGAAGAACUAUGAAACAAGUUUAUAAAAUGCAUGCCAAGCUAUGAUUUGAAAGACAACUGCUGUAAAUAUUUUACAGAUAGUAUACAUCAAUAAUUGCCAAAGUACAUAAAUCAUAAGGUAAUAAAUGUGGGAAAUGCUACAGAAAAGAAACAUAUCUAGUGGACAUGCCCCCCUCAAAAAAGUACCGGAAAUAUAUAUAUAGCUACCCAGAAAAUUUUGGGGAUGAAAUUUAAAGUGGAACCACUAUUUUUUUUAUUAGGUAUAAUUCCAGAACAUAUCAAAAAGUCAUACCAUAAUUUAUUAAGAUACUUGUUUAUGAUUUUGAGGAUUAACUUUGCAAAGGAAGGGGGAAGUCAGAAAUUAAAUACCUUUAUUAUUUUUAGGGAUGUUUUAUUAUUAGUUUAAAUAUUUAUAAAUAAUAAUAUAGUGGAGCUUUUGACAUUAAAUACAAACAUUCAUACUUUUUGCUAUUGUAAACAUAAAAUAUAUUGGUGGGCGUGGCUUGGUGGUCAGAUGACUGGGUGGGCGUGGCCAAUAGCAAUAAAUAAUAAAAAUAAUAAACAAAGUACACAAAACAAUAAGAGGUACCAAAAACCAACUUUCACACUUUAAACACACACAACACAACUGACUCACACACAAUGUAAAAGCAGCUGCACUUCACCCAAAAUGGCUCCUGCAACAAGCAGGAACCUCACACAAAAAGCCUAAAAACCAACGUUCACACUUUAUGCAUACACAACACAACACAACACAACUGACUCACACACAUACACACACUUAAAAUGCCACAUACAGCUUUGUGAGAUUUUGUGUGUUUGUAUAGUUAGAGUGAAACACUACAGAAUAUACCAAAUCUCAGAAAGCUGCACAAAUAUUUUAUUUUAUUAUUUUAUUUUAUUUUAUAUUUUUAGAUAAAAGCAGCUAAAUUUAAAACUUCCUUAACUUUAAACCUACCUUAACUUUAGAUUGCUAUGUCUAAAAAAAAUAAAACUAAAAAAAACCCCAAUUAACUAUUUUUUUAAAGCUCCUCCCCUUACUUACCCAAUUCAAGGGAAAAGGCAGGCAGAUUGAGUUGCUCACUGAUGAGAUGGAUUGCAGGAAGGCAGAUUCAGUUGCUAGCUGAUGCAAUUGAUUGCAGCAGCCAAAGCAAGGCCAGAAUAGAGAGCGAGACCGAAAGAAGCAGGAAGCUGCCAAGUAGGCAAGUGGGGACUGGGCGAUUGGGUGGGCAUGGGUAGGGGGGGGCAGGGAUUUUUGCUACCGGUUCUCCAAACUACCUGCCCCCAUCGCUAUCUGAUCGCACAAUCUGGUCCAAACCAGGAGCAUUUCACCCCUGCUAUAUGUCUAUGUCAUCGUCUUCAAACUCAAUGGCCCAGUGGCUAGCCAUCUAUGCACCACCUAGAGUGAAAAAUAUCACUCCGUUUAAUAGCAAUAUAAAAUACAUCAAACUUUGAAUAAAGUCUUUUCCAUGGGAGGAACCAUGGACAAUUGCCAUGGGUGUCAUUAUCACUGUAAAAAAUAUGAUUAGAGUAUUAAGAUUUUUGCAUUACUUAGGCAAAAUGUCUAACUGUCAGAGUAGCUUUGAUUUUAUCUUGUCAUGCUUGGUAAAAUCUUAGAAAGCAUAACUGCUAAACAAUUUCUAGUAGCUUCAGUUGUUGUUCAUUUUGUUUCUCUUACCAGCCAAAGUGGAAUUAAGCUGGACAGAACAGAGCUGAGCUUACUUAAUUUGAGUACUUGUGUUAGAAUUUAACUUUUCUUUGCAAGCAUAUUAAGAUUUUUUUAAAAAAGUUGAAUCAUAGAAACAUAGUAUGAGUAGAGUAAAGAGUGAUGAACAGUUUUUCCCAUCUUAGCAAUACAAUAUGCCUUUCACUUGAUCAGGCUUUAUUAAGGUAAUACAAGUUGAGUGACCAGCCCUUGAAUUCUUUGUAGAUUUCUAGUCUGCCUAUUACAUAUUCAUAAAGAAGUCAAGGCUUUGAGAAUAAAUCAUACCCUUUGUCCUACAUGGCAGGAUUCCAAUAAAGCAAAUCUGUAUUUGCAGAAUGUGUACACGGUCACUAUCAUUAUAUACUUAACAUAUAGGUGUUACAUAUUAAAGAAUUUCAGAGCUUUAGCCGAAGCAGACACACCCUCCUAUAAGCCUUCUCUAUCCUAAGAUUUACCAGGUGAUUUAUACUAUAAUAAGUCUUGAGAUUCCAGUCAACAUUAGCUAUUGAUUAUUCUUCUUGAAAAUAUCUUUGGUGAAAAUACCACUUUACCAUCCAUGCUUAUCACGACAGUAUUGCUUCUUGAUUACCUACCAACCACUGCCUCAUCUCCUAUUCAGAGUUCUCACUCUUCACGACCUGUUAGAUCAAUCGAAAUUAUCACAAUUUCAUAUGAUGCUGAAACCCAGAUUCCAAUACUUUGUUUGUCUGUUGAGGUUAAUAUACCAGAAUUUUUGUUACACCCAUGUAAACUAUGUCAAUAUUUAACCUCAAAUAUACUUUCAGUUCAAGCACUUAGAGUUGCUCAGUUUCAUUUUGAUAUUUAUUAAAUUAUAACCUAUUUUCUGUCUAUUGUACAUUCAAGGAAGCAGCCAAAUUGACUGGUUAUUAUUGGUUUUGGGUUACAACAUACUGCAUCCAAAUGCGAAUAGCAGAUUGUUAAUGCAAAAAAAUAAUAAUAAUCAUAAGACCUCAUAAUAUGAAAUUGUUCUGAGGAGCAUUUAGACGGAAUUCAUAUAAAUGCAAAUAUAAAAGAAUGCUGCAAAGAUGCAGUAUUCAAAUGAGUAUUUGAUUGCAGUAUUCAAAUUCACUGCAAAGAUGCAGUCAAAGCAUCAAAGGACUACUGAUCCUUUGGUUACUUUAUGAUGUCUGGACUCCCUCACCCUCUGCAUGGCAAAUUGUUAUCUCUUUGCUAUUUCAGAGUCUUAUCAGGAAAAUUAGAUACAGAUAUGUUUACUUUGGCCUUUGCCCGGAGACAAGAAAUAUAAUCUCCAAACGGCCUUGUUAGUUUGUGAUAGCAAAGAUUUUCAGGAUUACUGAGGACCAAAGGGCUUGUGACUAUUUUUUAAAAUAACUAUAGAAGCAUUGACAGUGGCCAAUAUGAGGGUUGAUCAAGAUUAUUAUACAUGAGCUGCUCUGCCCUCCAGAGAAAGAAAAAUACCACUUACUUUUUGGACUUACUUUAUGGAUUUCAAGUAUACUCAAGUAUAAUCCCCAACCUACAACCACAAUGGAGUCCAAAAUUUAUGUUGCUAAGUAAGAAAUUUGUUAAGUGAGUUUUGCCCCAUUUUAUGACUUUUUUUUGCCACAUCUGUUAAAUGAAUCACUUCAGUCGUUAAAUUAGUAACCUGUUUGUUAAGUGAAUCUGGCUUCCCCAUUGACUUUGCUUGUCAGAAUAUCACAAAAGGGGAUCACAUGACCCCGGGGACACUGCGACCAGUUGUCAAUCAUCUAAAUGUAAAUUACGUGACCAUCGGAAUGCUGCAAUGGUCAUAAGUGUGAAAAACACUCAUGUCACUUUUUUCACUGCUGUUGUAACUUUGAACCAUCACUGAACAAACUUGUAAGUUGAGGACUAUCUGUAUUGAGUCUUAGUCCAGAACACUACAUUUUGCAAUAUUCGGUCCCCCUAAUUAUUGUACAAUGUAUUCACCCAGAAGAUUGUAACCAGACAAUGAAGGCUCAGUGUAACUUUCAGGAAGGCAACCCCCCUCUAAUCUUUUCACAGAAGACAAUCCAAAAUUAUUCAUUCACGUUAUAGAAAGUUUUGAUAAUGGAGCAAGGUAGCCAGGGAGCAAUUCUUCACUACUUAAAGAAAACAUCUCUUUUGGGGCUAGCAACAUUGUAUAAAAUGUGCAUAAAGGGAAUAAGAAAUAAGAUAACAAAAUUUAUUAGCCUGAGGUGUAAAAGAAAACAUAUCUAUAUCUCAUUUACACCAGUACCAGUUGCUUUAUCUUCCCAUAAUUUUAUGUCUUUGCAAAACAUCUCUACUACAGCCCUUACAGCCCAACCCCUAUAUUAUAUUUUGUUCUUUUGUUCAUAUAAUACUAAUUAUAGGUAUUUUAUCCCUAUAUAUGUCAGUUAACAUUAGUUCUAGAGUAGGGGUGUCAAAUUGGUGGCCCACAGGCCAGAUGCAUCACAUGCAGGCCACGCCCACCCCAGCUCCACAAAGGGG